UCCUGUAGUAUUGAUGUGGCUCAGACCUCCUAGUUCCACGUCACUUGGAUGUUGUAGCGUAGUGCAGCUGGGGAGAGGUUAACACAGUGAAUAAAAAGGGUCUGAUCAACAUCAAGUUUCUCCUGGUGUUUUUCGUUCAGAAAAUUAGACAGCCGGCAUCAUGACCGCCGCGGAGAAUGUGUGUUACACUCUCAUAAAUGUUCCGAUGGACUCGGAACCGCCAUCAGAACUAAGUUUGAAAACAGACCUCGAAAAGGGGGAUAUCAAGGCCAAAACGGAGGCCUUGAAGAAGGUGAUCAUCAUGAUUCUCAAUGGGGAGAAGCUGCCUGGCCUGCUGAUGACCAUCAUUCGCUUUGUACUGCCUCUUCAAGAUCACACCAUUAAAAAGCUGCUCCUUGUCUUCUGGGAGAUUGUUCCCAAGACCACUCCAGAUGGCAAGCUGUUGCAAGAGAUGAUCUUGGUCUGUGAUGCCUACAGAAAGGACCUACAGCAUCCUAAUGAAUUCAUUCGGGGUUCCACCUUGCGGUUCCUGUGCAAGCUGAAAGAGUCUGAGCUGCUGGAGCCCUUGAUGCCAGCGAUCCGUGCCUGCCUGGAGCACCGACACAGCUAUGUGCGGCGAAAUGCUGUCUUGGCCAUUUACACCAUUUAUAGGAAUUUUGAGAAUUUAAUUCCUGAUGCGCCUGAGCUGAUCCAUGAUUUUCUGGUAAAUGAGAAGGAUGCUAGCUGCAAGAGAAAUGCUUUCAUGAUGCUGAUUCAUGCUGACCAGGACAGGGCUUUGGAUUAUCUAAGUACCUGCAUUGACCAGGUUCAUACUUUUGGAGACAUUCUUCAGCUGGUUAUCGUGGAGCUCAUUUACAAGGUGUGCCAUGCAAACCCUUCAGAACGAGCGCGAUUCAUCCGCUGUAUUUAUAACCUCCUGCAGUCUUCCAGUCCAGCAGUAAAAUACGAAGCAGCAGGAACUCUAGUGACGCUGUCUAGUGCUCCAACUGCCAUAAAGGCUGCAGCACAAUGCUACAUUGAUCUGAUCAUUAAGGAGAGUGACAACAAUGUGAAGCUGAUUGUCCUAGAUCGUCUCAUUGAGCUGAAAGAACACCCCACUCACGAGAGAGUGCUUCAGGAUCUCGUGAUGGACAUCCUCCGUGUGCUGACCACACCAGAUUUAGAAGUGCGCAAGAAAACUUUGCAGCUUGCUCUCGAUCUUGUUUCCUCACGUAAUGUGGAAGAGCUCGUGAUUGUUCUGAAGAAGGAGGUGAUCAAAACCAACAAUGUGACGGAACAUGAAGACACAGACAAGUACAGGCAGCUACUUGUACGAACUCUGCACUCCUGCAGUGUCCGGUUCCCAGAUAUGGCUGCAAAUGUUAUUCCUGUUCUGAUGGAGUUCCUUAGUGACAACAAUGAGGCAGCUGCAGCUGAUGUCCUGGAGUUUGUGCGUGAAGCCAUCCAGCGGUUCGACAACCUGAGGCUUCUCAUCAUUGAGAAGAUGCUGGAGGUUUUCCAUGCCAUCAAGACCGUGAAGAUAUACAGAGGUGCUCUUUGGAUUCUGGGAGAGUACUGCAGCACCAAAGAAGACAUUCAGAGUGUGAUGACAGAAGUUAGGAGGUCUCUGGGAGAGAUCCCGAUCGUGGAAAACGAGAUAAAGAAAGAAACUGGCGAAGUGAAAGCGGAAGAAGAGGUGACUGCAGCCCCCGCUCAGAAACUGGUCACAGAGAUGGGCACCUAUGCCACACAGAGUGCCCUCAGCAGUUCCCGGCCAUCCAAAAAGGAAGAGGACAGGCCGCCGCUGCGGGGAUUUUUAAUGGAUGGGGAUUUCUUUGUGGCAGCUUCACUGGCAACCACCCUUACCAAGCUGGCACUGCGCUACGUCGCGAUUGUGCCUGAUAAACGGAAGCAAAACUCCUUUGUUGCAGAGGCCAUGCUGAUUAUGGCAACGGUGCUGCACCUAGGCAAAUCCUCCCUGCCCAAAAAGCCCAUCACCGAUGACGAUGUGGACCGCAUCUCCCUGUGCCUCAAAGUCUUGUCCGAGUGCUCCCCUCUCAUGAACGACAUCUUCAACAAAGAGUGCAGGAAAUCCCUUUCCCACAUGCUGUCUGCCAAGCUCGAGGAGGAGAAGCUCUCCCAGAAGAAGGAGUCGGAGAAGCGAAACGUGACAGUGCAGGCAGACGACCCCAUCUCCUUCAUGCAGCUCACAGCUAAAAAUGAGAUGACGUCCAAGGAAGACCAGUUUCAGCUCAGCCUGCUGGCAGCCAUGGGCAACACUCAGAGAAAAGAGGCAGCUGACCCGCUGGCAUCUAAACUCAAUAAGGUCACCCAGCUGACAGGCUUCUCAGAUCCAGUCUAUGCAGAAGCCUAUGUUCAUGUCAAUCAGUAUGACAUUGUACUGGAUGUGCUUGUAGUCAACCAGACCAAUGACACUCUGCAGAACUGCACUCUAGAACUGGCCACACUAGGUGACUUAAAGCUUGUGGAAAAACCUUCACCUCUCACACUGGCCCCUCACGAUUUUGCAAACAUAAAGGCCAAUGUCAAAGUGGCUUCAACCGAGAACGGCAUUAUUUUCGGAAACAUUGUCUAUGAUGUUUCUGGAGCUGCCAGUGACCGAAACUGUGUUGUCCUGAGUGAUAUUCAUAUAGACAUCAUGGACUACAUUCAGCCUGCCUCCUGCACAGAUGCAGAGUUCCGCCAGAUGUGGGCAGAGUUUGAAUGGGAGAACAAGGUGACAGUUAAUACAAACAUCACAGAUCUGAAUGAUUAUCUCCAGCACAUUCUGAAAUCAACAAAUAUGAAGUGCCUGACUCCAGAAAAGGCUCUGUCUGGGUUUUGUGGCUUCAUGGCUGCCAAUUUGUACGCCCGCUCCAUAUUCGGAGAGGACGCCCUCGCCAACGUCAGCAUUGAGAAACCGAUACACAUGGGGCCUGAUGCUCCAGUCAGUGGCCACAUCCGCAUCCGGGCAAAGAGCCAGGGGAUGGCCCUCAGUCUGGGAGACAAGAUCAACCUCUCUCAGAAAAAAUCAAACCCGUAAAAAACAAGACUUCUCCGCUAAUAGGCUAGAUUCAUCUUUUCCCGUUGUGGCUAGUCAACCUUGAGAAUCUUUUUCUGUUGCUUAUUUACCCUCAUCCUGUGGAGGAACAAGCUUUGUUACUGAAUCCUCCAGUACUGCUUGAUGUUUCUGUCAGGGAAAUCACACUUCCAUUGUGAGGAGUGAUCCACACUUGCAGUCUCCCUCUGUCAUAUACCGAUGAUUAUGGUUUAUCUCUGAUUUACACGAAGCAUUUCACCAUAUAAUAAAGAUAUAUAAAGUUUGA
Messenger RNA from Lepisosteus oculatus (spotted gar), 3305 nucleotides. It is a transcript of the gene copb1, whose product is annotated as COPI coat complex subunit beta 1. Gene Ontology annotation, cellular component: cytoplasm; COPI vesicle coat. Gene Ontology annotation, molecular function: structural molecule activity. The record is from RefSeq and is a predicted model, not a curated record. Gene Ontology annotation, biological process: intra-Golgi vesicle-mediated transport; intracellular protein transport; endoplasmic reticulum to Golgi vesicle-mediated transport. Lineage: Eukaryota; Metazoa; Chordata; Actinopteri; Semionotiformes; Lepisosteidae.